AUGGUGACUAGGUUAGGAUGUCUGCAAGUUUCAUUUAGGGUUAAACAACAUGAUUUUGUUCAUGAUUUGAUUUGCUUGCCGAUGACCGGUCUUGAUCUUGUCUUAGGGUUGGACUGGUUGUCUAAGAAUCAUGUCUUGUUGAACUGUUUUGAAAAAUCGUUGUAUUUUAUGCCUGCGGGGUCAGAAGGACCAGUUGUAGUGAAUGGUUGUUAUUUAAACUACGUUAUAGUAAACUGUUCGGGACAGGAGUGUCAGGGCAUUAUGCUAUUAGCUGCGAGUGUGUCAGGUGAGGAACAAAGUUUAGAGAAAAUUCCAGUUGUUUGCGAAUUCCCUGAGGUGUUUCCGGAUGACAUUGAGGAAUUCCCUCCUAGCCGAGAGGUUGAAUUUGCAAUUGAGUUGGUAUCGAAAACGGGGCCAAUUUCGAUUGUCGCUUACAGAAUGUCGCCUUUAGAAAUGGCCGAACUCAAGGCUCAGUUGGAAGACUUAAUGAGUAAACGCUUUAUCCGCCCUAGUGUUUCUCUGUGGGAGUACCGGUGUUACUGGUGA
Messenger RNA from Arachis ipaensis, 546 nucleotides. RefSeq lists its product as uncharacterized. The record is from RefSeq and is a predicted model, not a curated record. Lineage: Eukaryota; Viridiplantae; Streptophyta; Magnoliopsida; Fabales; Fabaceae.